CGGGGCCGGGGCCAGGGCUGGCCUGUGAGGUGGGCAGGCAAGCAACGGGCAAGACCAUCUCUGCAAGUGCAGCAUAGCCUCGGCCUAGGGCAGUGGGAGUGCGAGGCCAAAGCUGUGAGCAGAGGCCCAGGUGGUGGCAGACAGUAGAGGCGCCCCAUGGGGAACAUACUGACCUGUUGUGUGUGCCCCAGGACCAGCCACGAGUUUGACCAGCAACAGGGAUCAGUGUGUCCCUCUGAGUCCGAGAUCUAUGAGGCAGGAGCUGGGGACAGGACGGCAGGAGCUGGGGAUGGGAUGGCAGGAGCGCCAGUGGCUGCUGCUGUGCAGCCUGCUGUGGUGACUGUUGAAGUUGGUGAGGACCUCCACAUGCACCACAUCCAUGACUGGGAGAUGCCUGAAGCUUUGGAGUUUAACCCUUCUGCCAAUCCAGAGGCAAGCACAAUAUUCCAGAGGAACUCUCAAACAGAUGUGAUAGAAAUAAAAAGAAGCAAUUGUACAAACCAUGUAUCUACUGUGCGUUUCAGUCAACAAUACAGCUCAUGUUCGGCAAUAUUCCUUGAUGACAGCACAGCCAGCCAGCCUUAUCUUACAAUGACAAUAAUAUCUGUGACCUUGGAGAUACAUCAUGAUAUCACGCAAAGAGAUGCAGAUAGAUAUUUGAGCCAAUUUGAUGAACGGUUAUACUCAUUUACGGUUUCCACCAUGCAUAUUACCCAGACGAGAAAUGGAGGUGGGAGUUUAAGUAACUAUUCCUCCUCCAUUCCACUGACUCCCAGCACCAGCCAGGAGGACCUUCAGGUCAAUGUUCCUCCCACUGCCAACACACCCAUGCCCGUUCGCAAGCAGUCCAAGCGCUGGUCCAAGCUGUUUACAUCUGAGAAAGGGAGUGACCCAGACAAAGAGAAGAAAGCCCCGGAGAGUCAUGCUGACACCAUCGGGAGUGGCAGAGCCAUCCCCAUUAAACAGAGCAUGCUCUUAAAGCUAAGUGGAAAAUGGCUGAAGAAAUGGAAAAAGAAAUAUGUCACCCUCUGUGACAAUGGCGUGCUCACUUAUUAUUCAAGCUUAGGUGAUUAUAUGAAGAAUAUUCACAAAAAAGAGAUUGACCUUCGAACAUCUACCAUCAAAGUUCCAGGAAAGAGGCCACCCCUAGCCACAUUGGCCUGCGUGCCUAUCUCUAGCUCUAAAAGCAAUGGCCUAUUCAAGGACACGAACAGUCUACCUAUCUCAGCCAAUUCAGACACCGGGCUGAGUGACUCCAUAUGCUCCAGCCCCAGUAUCUCCAGCACCACCAGCCCCAAGCUCAACCCGCCCCACUCUCCUCAUGCCAACAAAAAGAAACACCGAAGGAAGAAAAACACCAACAGCUUGAAAGACGAUAGCCUGUCCAGCACUGCUGAAGAACAAGAAGAAAACUUUAUCAUUGUGUCCCUCACAGGCCAAAUGUGGCACUUUGAAGCCAUGACGUAUGAGGAACAGGAUGCCUGGGUCCAAGCCAUUGAGAGCCAGAUCCUGGCCAGCCUGCAGUCAUGCGAGAGCAGCAAAAGCAAGUUCCAGCUGAUGAGCCAAAGCAAGGCCAUGGCCCUGCAGUCCAUCUGAACCAUGUGUGGGAAAUGCGUGCACUGUGAGACCCGGAAUCCUAACUGGGCCAGUUUGAACUUGGGAGUCCUCAUGUGUAUUGAAUGCUCAGGGAUCCACCGUAAUCUUGGCACCCACCUUUCCCGAGUCCGAUCUCUGGACAUGGAUGACUGGCCAGUCGAGCUCAUGCAGGUUAUGUCAUCUAUUGGCAAUGAGCUAGCCAACAGCAUCUGGCAAGAGAGCAGCCAGGGGCGGACGAAACCCUCAGUAGACUCCACAAGGGAAGAGAAGGAAUGGUGGAUCCAUGCCAAAUAUGAGCAGAAGCUCUUCCUGGCUCCAUUACCCUGCACGGAGCUGUCCCUGGGCCAGCACCUGCUGCAGGCCACUGCUGAUGAGGACCUGCAGACAGCCAUCCUGCUACUGGCACAUGGCUCCUGGGAGGAAGUGAACGAGAGCUGUGGGGAGGGAGACAGCUGCACGGCGCUCCAUCUGGCCUGCUGCAAGGGGAAUGUGGUCCUGGUGCACAUCCUGAUCUGGUACGGGGUGGACAUCAUGGCUGGAGAUGCCCACGGGAACACAGCGCUGGCCUACGCCUGGCAGACCUCCAGCCAGGAGUGCAUCAACGUACUGCCGCAGUACGGCUGCCCUGACGAGCACAUGUAG
Molecule: messenger RNA, 2238 nt
Organism: Rhinopithecus roxellana (golden snub-nosed monkey)
Lineage: Eukaryota; Metazoa; Chordata; Mammalia; Primates; Cercopithecidae
Product: arf-GAP with GTPase, ANK repeat and PH domain-containing protein 4-like
Cellular component (GO): nucleus
Molecular function (GO): protein binding; GTPase activator activity
Source: RefSeq, a predicted model, not a curated record